UGACCUCCCACAUUUUGAUGGAGGAAUCUAAAAAUGUGAACCCAGCUUUAAGGUCCAAACCAAGUCUCUGCAUGACACAGAGCUGAGCAGAAAACCGUGUUGUGCAUAUCAGCCUAAAGAACUAUAUAUAUAUAUUUUUUUUUUCAUAAAAAUGAAGGAAAUCAGUCGGGAAAAAGACGACCAAAAAAUCCGGAACUAUGACACCAUCACCUCUUUCCUGGGAUCGUGGGGACGCUUUCAGAUGAGGAUUUUUUUAGCGUUGGGCAUCAGCAUCCUCCCAAACGGAUUUACUGGGAUCUACAUCGUUUUUGUAGGCGCCACCCCGCCUCAUGAAUGCCAGAUUCCCGAGAAUAUCAGCAUCAGUGAGAUGUGGAGGAAUGUGUCAGUCCCACUGGAAACAGUCCAUGGCGUCACAAAGCGCAGCUCCUGCUGGAGGCUUAACCUGGAAACAGUCAGGAACUACUCUCAAAAGAACUUCAUCCCAAAUGUGGAUGUGAAUGUCAGUGAAAUUCCCCUGGAGACGUGUUUGGAUGGAUGGACAUACAGCAAAGAAAUCUACCAGUCAACCAUCGUUACAGAUUGGGACUUGGUGUGUGAUAAUGCAUAUAAAUCUCCACUGACCACCUCUAUUCAUUAUGUUGGGGUGCUUGUGGGAACCAUGGCAUCAGGCCAGAUGUCUGACAGGUUUGGAAGGAAACCGAUUCUUUUUGUCAUGAUGGCUCUUCAAACUUUAGCAACGACAGCACAGAUCUUUUCACCCAGCUGGGAGAUCUUCACCUUCAUAUUUUGUCUGGUGGGAGCUGGAGGAUACUCCAACUACACUAUAGCAUUUGUUCUGGGAUCUGAAAUUCUCAGCCCAAAAACUCGGGUUGUUUUUUGCUCCCUGGGCGUUUUUAUGGGCUCAGCUGUUGGCUACAUGCUAAUGCCUGCUGUGGCCUACUUCAUCCGUGACUGGAGAAUGCUGCUGAUCGCAAUGGCUGCAUCUGGACUCAUCUACAUCCCUCUGUGGUGGUUGCUCACAGAGUCUCCUCGCUGGCUGCUUUCUCAGGGGAGAAUAAAAGAAGCUGAAGAAAUUAUUAUAAAUGCUGCAAAAAUGAAUAAAGUCGAAAUCCCUCAGGAUAUUUUUAGACCAGCUGAGAUUGAAGAUGCUUUGUCUAAAAGGGAUGAGAAAACAAAUGUGUUUGUCAUCCUGAAAAGUUGCAAUAUAGCAUCUAUUACAUUGUUGUGUGCCAGUCUGUGGAUAAUCAUCACCCUUAGCUACUAUGCUUUGUUGCUCAACACUUCAAAUCUUAAUGGUGACCCCUACUUGAACUGCUUCCUGUCUGCUGUGACAGAAGUCCCAGCGUAUAUAAUAGCCUUGUUGCUGCUACGGUUCUGCUCCAGGCACCUGUGUCUGUCCUCCACUCUGCUCCUGGGAGGCGUCAUGAUCCUCUGUGUCCAACUCAUUCCCAAAGAUCUGCCCACUGUGGCUGUGCUGCUCGAGAUGUUAGGAAAGUUUGGAGUGACUGCAGCGUUCUGUGUGGUGUAUUCAGUCACAACAGAGCUCUUCCCCACCGUCAUCAGAAACACAGCGAUGGGUUGCUGCUCCAUGGCCGCCCGAAUCGCCACCAUCAUCUCUCCUUUCAUCAUCUAUCUAGGGAAAUACUACAAGGCGCUCCCUUACAUUGUGAUGGGUGUCUUAGCCAUUUGUGGUGGGAUUAUCUGCUUCAUGCUGCCAGAGACGUUUGGGAAAACGCUGCCAGAGACUUUACCUCAAAUACAGCAGAUCUGCAGGAGAAGAAAAGAAAUGGAAGAUGAAACUAUGGAGAAAGAGAACAUUCCCCAAUCUAAAGAAACCAAGUUAUAGUUAUACAUAUAUAUACUGCGUUGGUCUUUCUCUUGACAUAGUUGCACUUCCUUAGUUGUAUUAUAGAUUUUUAAUAUGCAAUAUCAUUAUGACAGUUGAGGAGGGGAGUAAAAGUUUGUCCUCACAACUGCUGAUUCAUUUAUUUACUUAUUUCCUUGUAACUUAAAUGUCAAACAUGUUUUGCUUCAUAUUGACAGGAAAAUGUUAUUUUCCUGAUUUUCCUGAUGAAGAGUGCACAUCCAGCUAUUGUGACAGGGUUCAAAGGUCAAAGUCGAGUUUUGGGUUGGAAAGUUGGGUUUGUGUCUGAAUUAUGAAGCAGAGGACAUCCAAAGACUAACUUUUGAACAUUAAAAUUAUUUAAAGCCUGUCAAACUGCAAUCUUCCUGUCCCCUUACAACAUUAUACGCCUUAAUACUUGAAGAAAAGCACAAACUUCUUCGUUAAGUCGUUUGUUCUGUGACAUAAAAAUGAUUCAUACUUGGCAUUUUCAUGCUUUUUAAUGCUACAAAAUUACAAGAGUUAAAAUCUGCAAGGAAAAUAUUAUAACAUCUAAGUCUAUUUCUCAUCAGUAAAAAGGAUGGACUAGGAAAUACUUCACUGGCAAGAUAGCAUAAAGAAAACACUCUUCAAUAAUUGUACUCUAGAAACCAGAUUUCUAAAAAAAAAAAAAAGUUUCCAUAUAAUUUACAAAAAGAAGUCAGACUUUUGAAUUGCAAGGGUAAUGUGAUUACUUUAAUGUUUUUGCUUAAGCUUUAUUGCUGCGGUAUUGAAGUGCAAAAUGAAACACCAAUCUUAGCUUUUGAUGCUAACAGUGGCAAGCACUAAAACCUGAACACUAGAUUUAGUAAAACCUACCAGAUGUUCUAAGUUCCUCUAGACUUGUUUUUAUUUAUUUAAUUUGACAGUAAUAUGGACACGUUUAGGUUAGUAGUUAAUUUUUAGAAGCCAUUUCCUGAACUAUGGAGAUCUGCCGCCUUACAGCUCAGUGCUAUUAUAAACAGUGACAGAGAAAUAAAUCUUUGUGUCUCAUCUUAUUUAUGCCUCAUGGAAGUCAUGGCUCAUUAAUUCAAUCAAUUUUAAAAAUACUGACAUCAACAAAUCUAAAUUCUGGUUAAUUAUUUUUAUAAGUAUUUUUAUAGUUUAUAAGUACGGAUAACAUGAUGUGCUGAGACGAUUUACAUCCCAUCAGGUCUGGUCAUUGGGGGAAAGCGACGUGUGUAAAUUUAGCUUUAAAUGCUCCAUGAUUCUGGCAGCUGUAGACGGAGAGCGUUGGUUCUGCCUCGGUGUUUAUGGUUACGGACAGAACCGACAACUUUCCACCUGAGCAGUUAUAUCACCUGAGGAUUCUCCUGCACUGCGGAAAAGUUACCUCCACUAAUACAUAAUCCACAGGACAUCGCCCCACUGCAACUCAAACUUGGUAAGUUAUGUUUUUUUUUUUCUUCUUUACUACAUACCACAUGUUUGGUCAGUCAAGCCCCUUCGGUCUAAGAAAUGGUUUGAAUGAAAAGAGGUGGGCUGACGCAGCUAAACCGAUCUCUAUGCUAUGCAGUCAGUAAACAUUCAGUAAAUUAUCUAACAGUGAAAAAUAAUUCAGAAUAAAUGUCUGCUUUUUGCAUUGCUUUGUGGGAGCCUGUUAAACACAGGCGGUUGGUUCCUCUGAAGAGCUGAUGUGAAGUUUGCAUCCUUGCUGUGACAUGACUGACUGCAGCAGCUCACAUUUCUGCACAGACACACACAAGUGUUAUUUUGGGGGCUUAUAUGUCAGCCAUUUGAACCCAAGAAAAUUCUUGUGGAUAGACAUUUCAACAUUUCUAUCUCUAAUCCAAUGACUUUAUUACAAGCAUGACAAACUUUUAUGAUCUCACUGGGUUUUUCCUAAAUAUAUUACAAUCUAAUUUCAUGACACUUGCAAAAAAUAAAAAAGAUAAACUAAUCUACUUAGAUUUUCUUCUUUUAAAAUAUACACAUAUAUUUUCUAGUAGACUAACAUUCAUUCCUUAAACAUGAACUUCAUGUCAAAAGUGUAGGCAUUUAUUUGACAGGACGCCGGCAGAAGUGGAGCAAACCUCCGACAAACAAACGGUGUAAUAAUGGCAGAGGUAGUGGAACUCGAUGCGUUAAUCUGUGUAAUGUACCUUUAGCAUCCCGACCCAAACUCCAUUCCAGUAGAUGGCGGUAAUGCACAUCUAAACGUUUCUUGCCAACUGCCAUAAAAAA
Molecule: messenger RNA, 4066 nt
Organism: Xiphophorus maculatus (southern platyfish)
Lineage: Eukaryota; Metazoa; Chordata; Actinopteri; Cyprinodontiformes; Poeciliidae
Product: solute carrier family 22 member 4-like
Exons: 10
Coding region: 152-1846 (564 amino acids)
Biological process (GO): transmembrane transport
Cellular component (GO): membrane
Molecular function (GO): transmembrane transporter activity
Source: RefSeq, a predicted model, not a curated record